AUGGCAUUUCUGGGUUGGGGGAAGCACAGCCCGACGGGGCUGUGGGAUGUUUCUGUCCUGGGGCACGGUCUCCAUCCUCGCCGGGACGGUCUUCCCCCCCACGCUGCACCAGAGGGGCUGAGGGGCGAUACCCUGAUAGACGUCGGCUGUGGCCCCACCAUCUACCAGCUUCUGUCCGCUUGUGAGCACUUCCAGGAGGUCAUCGCCUCGGACUACGCGGACCAGAACCGCCGGGAGCUGGAGAAAUGGCUGAAGAACGAAGCGGGAGCCUUCGACUGGAGGCCGGUGGUGAAAUACGUUUGCGAGCUGGAAGGGGACAGGGAGAAGUGGGCUGAGAAAGAGGAGAAACUGAGAAAGAAGGUGAGGCAGGUUCUGAAGUGCGACGUGACCAAAGCCAACCCCGUGGACCCCGUGUCCCUGCCUCCUGCCGACUGCGUCCUCUCCACCCUCUGCUUGGAGGCCGCCUGCAAGGACCCGGCCACCUUCCGCAGCGCCCUGAGAAACGUCGGUGCCCUCGUGAAGCCGGGGGGGCACCUGGUGAUGGUGACCGUCCUCCGGGAAACCUACUACGCCUUCAACAAGCAGGUUUUCUCGUGCCUCCGCCUGGAGAGAAACGAGGUGGAGGAAGCCGUGGAGGGCGCUGGCUUUGACGUGAAGUUCAGCGAGGUCCAGCCGUACCUGCCCGGAGACGUCCGCACGGACUGCGAAGCCGUGUUGAGCCUCGUGGCACGCAGGCGUGCCUCCCUCACCGGAUAGCAUGUGGGCCCUGGGGAGGAAAACAGCAGCGUGUCUGGUUUCAAACCGCCCCGCCGAUGUAACCCACAGCCCCUUAACCCCUUUAUCUGAAAGCAAAUAAAGUCGCGAGUGC
Aptenodytes forsteri (emperor penguin) is the source of this 868-nucleotide messenger RNA. It is a transcript of the gene NNMT, whose product is annotated as nicotinamide N-methyltransferase. The transcript is spliced from 2 exons. Bases 1 to 756 code for a protein of 251 amino acids. Gene Ontology annotation, molecular function: N-methyltransferase activity. Gene Ontology annotation, cellular component: cytosol. The record is from RefSeq and is a predicted model, not a curated record. NCBI's taxonomy places the organism in Eukaryota, Metazoa, Chordata, Aves, Sphenisciformes, Spheniscidae.